Molecule: messenger RNA, 1122 nt
Organism: Musa acuminata AAA Group (dessert banana)
Lineage: Eukaryota; Viridiplantae; Streptophyta; Magnoliopsida; Zingiberales; Musaceae
Exons: 1
Coding region: 1-1122 (373 amino acids)
Molecular function (GO): protein binding
Source: RefSeq, a predicted model, not a curated record
AUGACGACAAUGGCAAGGAUCCCCGAAGACAUCCGCCAUUAUGAUAUCUUCCCAUGGCUCCCCUGUAAGACCAUCUCAAGGUUCAAGGUUGUCUGCAAGAAGUGGUAUCAUCUCUUCUCCCAUGACAUAGUAUUCGCACGCAAGAAGUUGCAACUUGAGUCACCCAUCUCCUCCGGCAUGGUCUACCGAUGUGACAAACAUAUCGAGUUCUUCCCAUUGGACAUCCCAGGAGAAGUCAACAUCGGCAUGCCCGACUCCUUCUUUCCCACCCUUCCUGAUGGUAUGACCCUUGAAAGCAUCGUUGCCUUCGUCGAUGGCCUCCUCUUGGUGGUGUUACGAAAAGAGUUGGAUGAGAAUCCGCUAUACCAUUUAAACUACGUGUGGGAUGUGGUGACAAAAAAGGGUCAUAUCAUCCCUGGGAAUUGCUUUUAUCGAGAUGUUGGACUAGCCUUCGAUCCCUCCACCACUCCUACUCGUUACACGCUGAUAAACAUCAAAUGGAAAUUGCAUGGACAAAUCCAAGAGUUCUCAUUCGACAUCUACUCCUCGAGCACGAGAAGGUGGACGGUCUCGGAUCACAAGGUUGUCAUCCAAGGAAUCACAAAUUUGUAUCCCAUGAACAAUAUAUCCAUACGAAACAUCAUAUACUGGAACAGUCGUACCCACCUGCUGUGGUUCGAUCUCGAUAAGGAUGUCACAGGCAACUCGCGUUUGCCACCGGUAGACGAAGAAGGAAUCAUGUAUCAUCAAAACAUUGGGGUUGCCAGAGACGACCGAGGGAUUUUGACGCUAACUCGAGUCAUGUUCAAGAACACGAUAAAUAUAUGGGCAUUCAACGAGGAAGGAGAGUGGGUGCAGAAUCGUACCAUCUCAACCACGUACUUGCUGAGCCGUGCAGGACCCGGUGCCCUACGGAUCUUUCGUGCCUUUCUAUCGAGGGGAGGUGAUGUGCUCUGCGUGGAAACCCAAUUUACGACGACCAAACGAAAGCUUUUCAGCUACAACAUAGUCACCGGCGAGGCUACAACGAUCAGCGAGUUGAAGAGCAGCCAUCGCCAAGGACCAUGUCACUACAUAUUCUUAAAUCACAACAGUUUGAUCAGAUUCAAGCAGUUUAGUUGA